Molecule: messenger RNA, 2662 nt
Organism: Ochotona curzoniae (black-lipped pika)
Lineage: Eukaryota; Metazoa; Chordata; Mammalia; Lagomorpha; Ochotonidae
Gene: SCIN
Product: scinderin
Exons: 16
Coding region: 54-2201 (715 amino acids)
Biological process (GO): actin filament severing; actin polymerization or depolymerization; barbed-end actin filament capping
Cellular component (GO): actin cytoskeleton; cytoplasm
Molecular function (GO): phosphatidylinositol-4,5-bisphosphate binding; actin filament binding
Source: RefSeq, a predicted model, not a curated record
UCAGUCAGCUGCCCGCGUGCGCCUCAGCCAGCAAGCCUCGCGAGGAGGGAGCCAUGGCCCGGGAGCUGUACCACGCCGAGUUCGAGCGCGCCGGCAAGCAGGCGGGGCUGCAGGUGUGGAGGGUCGAGCAGCUGGAGCUGGUGCCGGUGCCCGAGAGCGCCUACGGGGACUUCUACGUCGGAGAUGCCUACCUGGUGCUGCGCACCGUCCAGGCGAGCCGGGGCUUCACCUACCGCCUGCACUUCUGGCUCGGGAAGGAGUGCUCCCAGGAUGAAAGCACGGCCGCUGCCAUCUUCACUGUCCAGAUGGACGACUAUCUGGGGGGCAAACCCGUGCAGAACAGAGAACUUCAAGGCUACGAGUCGACUGACUUCAUUGGCUAUUUCAAAGGAGGUCUAAAAUACAAGGCUGGAGGUGUGGCAUCCGGACUCACGCACGUUCUCACCAACGACUUGACGGCCAAGAGGCUCCUCCACGUGAAAGGCCGGAGGGUGGUCAGGGCCACGGAAGUCCCGCUCAGCUGGGACAGCUUCAACAAGGGUGACUGCUUCAUCGUGGACCUUGGCGCGGAGAUUUACCAGUGGUGUGGUUCCUCAUGCAACAAAUAUGAGCGUCUGAAGGCAAGCCAGGUCGCCAUCGGCAUUCGGGACAAUGAAAGGAAAGGCAGAUCUCAACUGAUUGUGGUGGAAGAAGGCAGUGAACCAACAGAGCUUUUAGAGGUGUUAGGGGAAAAGCCGGAGCUCCAGGAUGGAGACGACGAUGAGGACAGCAUAGCUGACCUAAGCAACAGGAAGGUGGCCAAGCUCUACAUGGUUUCAGACGCAAGUGGAGCCAUGAAAGUGACCGUGGUGGCCGAGGAAAAUCCCUUCUCAAUGGCAAUGCUGCUUUCUGAAGAAUGCUUUAUUUUGGACCAUGGUGCUGCAAAACAAAUUUUUGUAUGGAAAGGAAAAGAUGCUAAUCCUCAAGAAAGGAAGGCUGCAAUGAAAACGGCUGAAGAAUUCCUAGAGCAGAUGAAUUAUCCCACCAGUACCCAAAUUCAAGUUCUUCCAGAAGGAGGUGAAACACCAAUCUUCAAACAAUUCUUUAGGGAUUGGAAAGAUAAAGAUCAGAGCGAUGGCUUUGGGAAGGUUUAUGUCACAGAAAAAGUGGCUCAGAUACAGCAAAUUCCCUUUGAUGCCUCACAGUUACACAAUUCUUCGCAGAUGGCUGCCCAGCAUAACAUGGUGGACGAUGGUUCCGGCGAAGUGGAGAUCUGGCGUGUAGAAAGCAGCGGUAGGGUCCCAGUUGACCCAGAUUCUUAUGGUGAGUUCUAUGGUGGCGACUGCUACAUCAUCCUCUACACUUACCCCAGAGGACAGCUCAUCUACACGUGGCAAGGAGCAAAUGCCACAAGAGACGAGCUGACAACAUCUGCAUUCCUGACGGUUCAGCUGGAUCGUUCCCUCGGAGGACAGGCUGUGCAGAUUCGAGUCUCCCAAGGCAAAGAGCCUGCUCACCUGCUGAGUUUAUUCAAAGACAAACCACUCAUUAUUUACAAGAAUGGAACAUCGAGAAAAGGAGGUCAGGCACCCGCUCCCCCUGUGCGCCUCUUUCAAGUCCGGAGAAACCUGGCAUCCAUCACUAGGAUUGUGGAGGUUGAUGUUGAUGCAAAUUCCUUGAACUCCAACGACGUUUUUGUCCUGAAGCUGAAACAGAACAAUGGCUACAUGUGGAUUGGAAAAGGUUCCAGCCAGGACGAGGAGAAGGGCGCGGAGCAUGUGGCCAGUGUCCUCAAGUGCAGCACCACCAGGAUUCAGGAAGGCAGUGAGCCAGAGGAGUUUUGGGAUGCUCUUGGAGGGCAAAAGGAUUACCAGACCUCACCCCUGCUGGAGACACAGGCUGAAGACCACCCACCUCGGCUUUAUGGCUGUUCUAACAAAACUGGAAGAUUCAUUAUUGAGGAGGUUCCGGGAGAGUUCACCCAGAAUGAUUUAGCGGAAGAUGAUGUCAUGCUACUUGAUGCUUGGGAGCAGAUAUUCAUUUGGAUCGGCAAAGAUGCCAAUGAAGUGGAGAAAACGGAAUCUCUCAAGUCUGCCAAAAUGUACCUUGAGACAGACCCUUCUGGAAGAGAUAAGAGGACACCCAUCGUCAUCGUGAAGCAGGGCUAUGAGCCACCCACAUUCACAGGCUGGUUUCUGGGCUGGGACUCCAGCAGGUGGUAAACCCAGCCUGAGGAGGCAGCUCUGCCCAAGCUGGGAGAGGUGAAGGGUCUUUUUGUUUAUUUAGCUUUAGAUAAUUGACCUCAGCUAAAUGGCUAUUUUUAAAAUGUCUAGUAUUGGUUUGCAAUUCAUUUUAGACUGGAAUUUUCUUAUGCUAUUAAGUUAAAAUAAGCCAAAGCAAGCUUCUCUUACAGACCAAUAUCACCUUUUCCAGAAACUGAUGUAUGUCUUUUUUAUAUAGCACUUUUAAAUCUAAGAGGUUGUGAACCACCUAGGGGAAUCUUCCAAGUAGGAUAUUUUAUAACUCAGCAGUCUUUGCCUAUGUGUUCUUUAAUAGGCCAGAAGAGAAAGCCAGGCUUGUAUUUUCUAUGUAUUGUGUUGGAAAGAACUAGACAUUUGCAGUCAGAUCUAUGUUAAUAUGGCUUUUAAGACACGAUGUAAUUUCCAUUCUUCAGUCAAUGUGA